Molecule: messenger RNA, 1491 nt
Organism: Aphanomyces invadans
Lineage: Eukaryota; Oomycota; Saprolegniomycetes; Saprolegniales; Verrucalvaceae
Product: serine/threonine protein kinase
Exons: 5
Coding region: 48-1358 (436 amino acids)
Biological process (GO): protein autophosphorylation; peptidyl-serine phosphorylation; intracellular signal transduction
Cellular component (GO): nucleus; cytoplasm
Molecular function (GO): calmodulin binding; calcium/calmodulin-dependent protein kinase activity; calcium-dependent protein serine/threonine kinase activity
Source: RefSeq, a predicted model, not a curated record
GCAGAAGUGUCGAAGGUGUAGUCGAAAUCUGUCGAAACUACCGACCCAUGGCGCAAACUCGCGUUGGUCCGGCCGACGACUCCCGGCGCAUGAAAAGGAGCAUUAGCAAGCCCGAGGAAGUGAGCCACAAGGACCUCUUGGUCGGUGGGGUGCUCUUCCGUGUACCGGCCGAGUUUGUCAUCACCAGCCAGCGCCAUCGGAAAGCCAUUGACCCGAGUACGUUCCUUGGUCCGACGAUGUUGUCACGCCGGUCAAGAGCUUGCAGCAGCGGCGAUUUGUACUCGUAUACGUCGUCAGGGCAGUCUACAACGUCUCCGCAUCACCGAACGUCCACACCUGACGGUGGGAAUCUGACUCGAGGUCGAUCGAGUCUGCCCACAGUUCAAGAACUUCGCGACUUUUCGUCGUCGCUGGAUGCCCACCUAUGUCCAGUGUGCGGCGCUCUCAACUGCACGUGCGAAGCUGCUGCAAAAGCCGCGCCAGGCGCGACAUUGACUAGGCGGUCUGCUUCUGUGUCGAGCGGACUCAACUUUCUCACGCCCCGUGAACAAGCCAUGCAUGGUCGCUACCUCAUUCGAGAAUCGUUUGCAAACGGUCAAUACGGCCAGGUGCACAACGGCGAGGGGAUGGUCUCGCACGACAGCGUCGUCGUCAAGGUGAUUCCCAAGCAUAUCCUGCGGUCCCCCGAUGAAAAGCAGUCGGUGAUUCGGGAGCAAGUGAUUCAUAAGAGCUGCCGCCAUCCCCACAUCAUUCGGCUCAUCGACACGUACCAAGACGACGAAGCCCAUUACCUCAUCCUGGAGCGCGCGGCGAACGGAAGCAUGGAACACCGCAUCGGCCACAUGGGAAUUCCCGAAGACGACGCAAAGAACGUAUUUCGCCAGCUCCUCCUCGCGCUCGAAUAUUUGCAUGCGAACUGCAUUGUCCACCACGACUUGAAGCCGCACAACUUGUUGUUGGAUGCGUCGGGCCAACUCAAAGUGUGCGAUUUUGGCGCUGCUCGAGCUUACAACAAGCACGAACGGGGGCUUCCGUUUUCAGGGAUUUACGGCACGGUUGGCUACAUUGCGCCGGAACUCCUGCAGUCGACCCCGGUGUACACGACCGCUGUCGACAUGUUUAGCGCCGGUCUCAUUUUAUUUGAAAUGCUGUUUGCGUACGCUGCGUUUUAUCCCCCCAGCGCGUGCAUGCGAGACGAAGUCGAGUUUCCGAUGCCCAGACCGAGCCAGCGCCACAAGUCGCAAGUGUCGACUCAAGCGAAAGACUUGAUCCAAGCGCUGCUUCAGAAAGACCCUGCUAUGCGUGCCACGGCCGCCGCCGCCUUGCGACACCCGUGGUUCCACACCAAAAAUGCGUAGCAAGAUCAUGUUUCUUGGAAGGCCGUGGCUGGUGGUGACUACCAAUGAAGCGACUUCUAGCAGUGCCUGAGCACGCAUUUUGAAUUCUAUGCCAGCCAUGAGAAUGCUUUGAUCGAGGCAUGGCGGCCGGGAG